UUGCCCCCUUCCUCGGACGCUAGCAUGAUGUCCUAUUUGAAGCAACCGCCAUACACAGUCAACGGACUGAGUCUAUCUACCUCGGGGAUGGACCUCCUACAUCCUUCUGUGGGGUACCCAGCAACACCCCGGAAACAAAGACGCGAGCGGACGACCUUUACGCGCGCACAGCUCGACGUGUUGGAGAACCUGUUCGCCAAGACGCGCUACCCGGACAUAUUCAUGAGAGAGGAGGUGGCCCUGAAGAUCAACCUCCCCGAGUCCCGCGUCCAGGUGUGGUUCAAGAACAGAAGAGCCAAGUGUCGCCAGCAGGCCCAGCAAACCCAAAGCGGCGCGCAGAACAAAGCCGCCAGACCCGUGAAGAAGAAAAGCUCCCCGGUCAGAGAGGCCAGCUCCGAGAGCGGGGCCAGCGGACAGUUCACACCUCCCUCCAGCACCUCCUCCAUCCCGUCCGUGAGCAGCAGCGCUCCGGUCUCUAUCUGGAGUCCGGCCUCCAUCUCUCCCCUUUCAGAUCCGCUCUCUACCUCCUCCUCGUCUUGCAUGCAGCGCUCCUAUCCCAUGACCUACACGCAGGCGUCGGGAUACAACCAGGGCUACACGGGGUCCUCCUCCUACUUCACCGGGAUGGACUGUGGUUCUUACCUUUCUCCUAUGCACCACCAGCUAUCUGCUGCAGGGUCCACCAUGAGCCCCAUGGGCACUAACGGGGUCUCUAGCCACCUGAGCCCGGCGUCGUCCCUCUCCACAUCGGCGUACGGGGCCGCGGGGCUGGGCUUCACUGGCACCGCAGACUGCCUGGACUAUAAGGACCAGACGGCGUCCUGGAAACUCAAUUUCAACGCAGACUGUUUGGAUUACAAAGACCAAGCCUCAUCGUGGAAAUUUCAGGUUUUGUGA
Molecule: messenger RNA, 897 nt
Organism: Lampris incognitus (smalleye Pacific opah)
Lineage: Eukaryota; Metazoa; Chordata; Actinopteri; Lampriformes; Lampridae
Product: homeobox protein OTX2-like
Exons: 3
Coding region: 25-897 (290 amino acids)
Biological process (GO): regulation of transcription by RNA polymerase II; multicellular organism development
Cellular component (GO): nucleus
Molecular function (GO): DNA-binding transcription factor activity, RNA polymerase II-specific; RNA polymerase II cis-regulatory region sequence-specific DNA binding
Source: RefSeq, a predicted model, not a curated record